Leptonychotes weddellii (Weddell seal) is the source of this 2284-nucleotide messenger RNA. RefSeq names its product ubiquitin like 4A (gene UBL4A). The record is from RefSeq and is a predicted model, not a curated record. Gene Ontology annotation, molecular function: protein-folding chaperone binding. Gene Ontology annotation, cellular component: BAT3 complex. NCBI's taxonomy places the organism in Eukaryota, Metazoa, Chordata, Mammalia, Carnivora, Phocidae. Gene Ontology annotation, biological process: post-translational protein targeting to endoplasmic reticulum membrane; tail-anchored membrane protein insertion into ER membrane.
GGUUGGGGUGCGCGCCCGCCGCAGUGGACGCCGCCGCGGCCGCCAUGCAGCUGACAGUGAAAGCGCUCCAGGGCCGCGAGUGCAGCCUGCAGGUGUCGGAGGACGAGCCGGUGUCCACGCUGAAACAUCUGGUCUCUGAGAAGCUCAACGUCCCCGUGCGCCAGCAGCGGCUGCUGUUCAAGGGCAAGGCCCUGGCAGAUGGGAAAAGACUCUCUGAUUACAGCGUUGGGCCCAAUUCCAAGCUCAACCUAGUGGUCAAACCUCUGGAGAAGGUGUUACUGGAAGAAAGCACCGCCCGGAGACUGGCCGAGGUCCCACCACCGCCCACACCAGCCUGGCAGCUGAUCUCCAAAGUCCUGGCCCGCCACUUCAGUGCUGCAGAUGCCAGCAGAGUUCUGGAUCAACUACAGAGGGAUUAUGAGAGGUCCCUGAACCGCCUGACGCUGGAUGACAUCGAACGCUUGGCUAACCGCUUUCUGCACCCCGAAGUGACUGAAGCUAUGGAGAAGGGGUUCUCCAAAUAGGAUUCUCAGAGUGUGGGGAGGAGCCCGACCAGGCUACAAGCUGCAUGUAGCAUUAAAUGUGUUCUCCUGUUGCAAUCUGGCUCAUAAUCAUCAUCAUCAUCAUCAUCAUCAUCAUCAUCAUCAUCAUCAUCGCCGGCAGGUACCUGGGUACCCAUACCUGGUUCUUGCUAAGUGCCAGGCACAGCUUACAGCACUUGACAUGGGUUUGCUCCCACACCUCACACAAAAGGUAAGACAACGAGGCACCUAGCAGUGAAGUGGGGGAGCCAGCAUCUGAGUGCAGCCAGCUUCUAGAAAUGCCCCAGGGUGCAAAGGAACAAAGGGGCUGUUUGGACGGGUUCCAAGGGAUGGGCUUUGGCCUAUCAUGUUUAGCCCACUGAGAAUAAACCCUCCAGAAACUCUUCUUCAGGCCUGAAAGGGGAAGCAGCUGGCCCCUGCUGCCCAGUCCCGUCACCUGACCUCAGACAGGUUCGGGACAUUGGCAGGAGGCCAAGUGACAGCGAGCCCUGGGGCCCCCUCAGCCGCUGCAGCCAGUGAGCACUCGACAAGGAAAAGCAGGUCGGGGAGUCGGGGACCUCUGCGGUAUGACCUCAGGCAAGUCCCUGUGCCACGUCGGUCCCUAGUUGUUAACUCUGCACAAUGGGGGCCACUCUUGAAAGCUCCUUUUCCUUCAUCCUUACCCAGCCCCGGGGUGAGGGGUCUGCAGCCCUCCUCCUGUACUCCAUAAACAGACAGGCCAAAAACCAAGCAAUGGCCAAGCAUGGCCCAGAGAUGCGAUGUCCUGGCCCUUCACGUCACAGCUCUUUGGGUACUCUCUCUGCUUGUCUCCUCUGGACGUGAGCAUUUCUCAUCUCUGAAGGAUGACAGGUGACUGACUUGAGGUCACUCAGCCUUGGCCAGGCUCCCACAUCCUGCGUUCACCCACAGUGUGGAAGUGGACCCUUCCCCUGCCGCAUGGAUACAGGGCCUUUCACUCUGCACACGCCUCACUGCCUAAGAGGAACCCUCAGAGUGCCGGGGAGGGGGUAGAAGCCUGGCCUGGUGGCGCUGAUCCUCCCACGUUGCCUGGUGUAUGGGCACCAGAGGUCACUAGGCACCUGCUCCUUGGCAGAGGAUACCUAGGGCUGUCAAGACUGGAAGGAAGCUGCCCUCCUGCCUGGGCCGCAUGGGGUGAAUGCUGGGUCCGCAGGCUGGGAAGACAGAGGCCCAAUGGGCGAAGGCUUUGAAGAGCAGAAGAAAGUCCCUGGCUCCCCCCGAGAGCUGGGAAUAUCAAAUAGCAGGGCCCGCUCAGGAACUGGUGUGGUCUGGCAGCUCAUGUGAUACUUACCAGUGCUCUCAUUUUAUUUUGAGUCAGGAAAUUUUUGUUGAAAUUUUGAAUCCCACUAAAGGUGAACGUGGGACUGACUCUUACCCAAAAGGAACUAUGUUAGCCAGGCUGCUUUUGGUUUCCAAUAAUUGGUCUAAUCAUGGAAGAAAUUGGUUUAAACAAUAAAGGAAACAUUGGUUUGCCAAACUGAGAAGUCCAGGGGUAUUGGCAGCAGAUGGACAAUUUCACCAAAUACCCAGUUUCUUCCUACCUCCCCUCUGCAUCCUGAAGUGUCUGCUCCAUCCCAGGCCGUUGCCUCAGGAGCAAAAGAUGGCUGCUUGCAGUUGCCACUGAAUCUUGUUCACAGUCAGCAAGGAGCACCUUCUCGCCCUAUAGUGUACCUUCUUUCUCUGAUGCCCCCAGCAAAUAAACGCUGUCCUUGUAUUGGUCAGAA